AUGGUGCAAUUGGCACUUUUGUUUUUGUGUAAAAGUGAUGUGAACAGAAAUGCUGAUCAGCGCUUCUCUUUGUUUGAAAAUGUCGAGAGAGAAAGAUGUGGACUUAUGGGUGAAAUAUUAGGUGCAUACACGCAGGCAUUCUGUUUUGAGGAGUUCAUGGAUGACGAUGCCGAGUUGGAUGACGAAGUGGAAACGCUUAGGCAAGGUAUGGUAGCUAUGAAGUUCUCGAAGGAGCUUAAACAAGAGAUCCGAAGACCAUGGGCGAGAGCUUUGAUUGUGAAAGUAUACGGUAGAGCUGUUGGAUUAAAUUUCCUUCAAGCUAGACUAUUAUCUUUAUGGAAGCCAGCAAGGCGUUUGGAUGUUGUAGACCUUGAACAUGGCUUCUUUCUCAUAAGGUUGUCAUUGAAAGAGGAUGUUGAGAAUGUACUAAAGAGAGGUCCUUGGUUUAUAGGAGACCACUUCCUUUCGGUUAGACCAUGGGAACCAGAUUUCAAGCUUGAGUCAACCAAGGUGUCUUCCAUUACAGUUUGGAUAAGGCUCAGUGGGUUACCUAUUAAGUACUACAAUGCCAAGGCUCUCCAACACAUCCAGAAGGCUAUUGGCAAUGUGUUAAGGAUUGAUACCUUUACAACGACUAAAUCUAGAGGCAAGUUUGCAAGGUUGUGUAUCCAAGUUGAUGUGGAUAAGUCGCUUAUCACUACGGUGAUGAUAGGUAAACUUCAGCAAACCGUUACAUAUGAGGUUAUCCAUAACUUAUGCUUUGAGUGUGGAAGAAUGGGCCAUAGAAGGGAGUUCUAUCCAUUUGUUGUUAAGCCGGUGCCGCCAUGUGAGGAAGUGGAGGUGGGAGGUGCAAGUGAUAGAGGUGCAAGCACACACGUUGUGCAUGCUGCUGACAAUGCUAAGGUAAAUAUGGGACCACAUGGAAAGGAUGAUGCCGUACGAGAGGACGUGCAUGAAGGAUUGUAUAGGCCUUGGGUGGUCGUGGCACGUAGAAAGAAAGAGACAAAAUUUCAGAGGAGUGGUGGGUCCUUACUUGACCACGGUCUUGCUUUUGAGCAGAGGAGUAACGGCCAUCAGGUAGCUAAUAGGAGGAAUUGGGUUGGUGUGGAGAAGAAUGAUGGCUCCAACGGGCUUAACAGGGAGACAAAGAGAAAAUUGUCUCCCUUGAGGAUUCUGGAUAAAGCCUAA
This is a messenger RNA of Quercus lobata, 1188 nucleotides long. RefSeq lists its product as uncharacterized. Bases 1 to 1188 code for a protein of 395 amino acids. The transcript has a single exon. Lineage: Eukaryota; Viridiplantae; Streptophyta; Magnoliopsida; Fagales; Fagaceae. The record is from RefSeq and is a predicted model, not a curated record.